AUGAAGGCGAUCGCACGCAGCUUCGUGUAUUGGCCGGGGUUGGACGACGAAAUCGUUAACUUCGUCAAGGACUGUAGACACUGCGCAUCCGUAGCGUGGUGCCCACCAAAAGCGGAACCGGAGUCGUGGCAUCCGACAACGGCUCCUUGGCAGCGGGUUCACGCCGAUUACGCGGGCCCUCUGGAUGGAGAAUUCUUCUUACUUGUCAUCGAUGCGCACAUCAAAUGGCCGGAGAUCUUUCCAACUAGCAAGACGACAUCGAGCGCUACUAUCUGGCUCAUGCGCAAACUGUUCGCCAACAAGGGCAUGCCAGAACUUCUCAUGACCGACAAUGGUUCGCAGUUCAAGAGUGCUCAAUUCGACGAUUUCUGCUGCAAAAACGGCAUUCGACACACAACAACGGCCCCAUACUAUCCACAGUCGAACGGUCAGGCAGAGAGAUUUGUCUACACUGUAAAGCGGGCCAUGAAAAAAAUCCAGGAGGGAGAAGGCUCGAUCGACGAAGCAUUGAACGAUUUCCUUCUUACCUAG
This is a messenger RNA of Wyeomyia smithii (pitcher-plant mosquito), 531 nucleotides long. RefSeq lists its product as uncharacterized. The transcript has a single exon. Gene Ontology annotation, molecular function: nucleic acid binding. The record is from RefSeq and is a predicted model, not a curated record. The coding region runs from base 1 to 531 and encodes 176 amino acids. NCBI's taxonomy places the organism in Eukaryota, Metazoa, Arthropoda, Insecta, Diptera, Culicidae. Gene Ontology annotation, biological process: DNA integration.